Messenger RNA from Thunnus maccoyii (southern bluefin tuna), 1818 nucleotides. RefSeq names its product ankyrin repeat domain-containing protein SOWAHA-like. Lineage: Eukaryota; Metazoa; Chordata; Actinopteri; Scombriformes; Scombridae. The record is from RefSeq and is a predicted model, not a curated record. The coding region runs from base 172 to 1593 and encodes 473 amino acids. Gene Ontology annotation, molecular function: protein binding. The transcript has a single exon.
UCAAAUUAUGUCCACGUCUGCACAAUCCAUCCCCGGAAAGAGGCUCAUUGUAGGGUGGAGAGAAGCGCGCGGCCAGGUGAGGGCUGUGGUGCUCACACCAGAACAAAGGUGCAACAGGACACUGCGCGGAGUUACAAGCUGUAACCUUUAAACACACAGUUUUCUUAAAAAAUGGAGCUGACACAAGAAUCCAUCCUAUCUUUGCUGCUGGCGGAGGGUGGCAAAGUGAAGAAAACGGACUUGGUGGGUAAGUUUAAAGGUUCAGUAGACUGCGACGAUCCCACAGAAAGACAACAGAACAGGGAGCUUUUUAAGACCUUCGUCAACAACGUCGCCUUCGUCAAAGAAAUCGACGGUGUCCGGUAUGUGGUCGUCAGGAAACAGUAUCAGAAGUUACUGGAGGGCGUCCAGACUGCGGGCAGCCAUGUGGAGAAGACUGGAAAUGAAGAUAUCCCGCUGACAGGUGAGCAGCAGCGCCCACCUUCGCGCACAGAGAAGACUGAGAGGUCUGAGGAUGCAGGAGAGGAGAGCUCAGCUGUUUCUGAAGCUGAUGAAGAAGAGGCAAGUGACAAUCCUACAGAAUCACUCUCUCCUAUAGAGCUGGCAUUGCAGAGGAGCAAAUUUACGGAAUUUAAAGUUAAAAGAAUGCUGAAUUUUGAGGUCCAAAAUCAGGAAACAAAUACAGACAGUUGCUCAAGAAUGGGUGUAAAUACACCUUCCACCAGCAUCCAGAGCAAACCAUUUGGCUUGCCUUUGAGAAUGCCACCCACCACCAGGGUUGAGAUCCGAAAACUGAAAGCAGACCCGGAUGAGCCUCCUGAAAGUCCAAAACUAGAUGUCUGCAGGAACAAAAGGAGGCCUUCUUCAGUGGAGACGGGUAGCGCUGUCAGCUCACCCCAGCUGAGGCGGGCAGUGAAGAGCACCAAGGCGUCAGAGGAGCCCAAAGAGACAAGGGUUCCCUCCAUGGUUCCCCUGGAGCACUCAGAGCACGAAUGGCUGGUCAAGUGUGCGGCCGGACACUGGAGCCAGGUUUACGGGCUGCUGCUGACGGACAACCAGCUGGCAGAGAAGAGGGACUUCAUGUCAGGGUUCACUGCCCUGCACUGGGCUGCCAAGUGUGGAAACAGUGAAAUGCUUGUUAAGAUUAUCGACAUAUCCAGGAAAGGAGGGGUUGACAUUGACGUUAACGCAAAGACACACGGCGGAUACACUCCCUUGCACAUCGCGGCUUUGCACGACCAGGAGUACAUCCUUGCCAUGCUGGUGAGGGAGUUCGGGGCCGACGCAAACAUCAGGGACAACUGCGGGAAGAAGGCCUACCACUAUCUGCACAAAGGCGUUUCUGAGACUGUGAGAGAGAUGCUGGGAGGACCCAAACCCCAGCAGGCUCACAACAGGGUCCCGCAAGAGAAAGAUGAGCUGGACCUGCUCCCAGAUCUCACCAAGGGCCUGCAUUCAAUAAGCCGUCUCUUCCAGCCACACGUGACAGGCCACAAGAAGAAGUACAAGCAGAGGCCAAGACUUUCCUCCAUGAGCGAUGACCCCGGCGAGGAACGGGAAGACGGCUGUAAAAUGUCCCAGUGGGUGCUGUGAGUCGUCCUCUUACUCACCGUCUGUGGUUUCCUGAAGGCAUCAUCACUUCAGUCUGUCUCUCUGCGGCUCAGCUUAAGGAGAGAGUCGGAUUCUAAAAUGAAAGCCGAACUUAAUUAUCUUAUAAUGUUUCAGUUUCAGUUAGUUAUUUCUGUGAAGUUGUGCCAUGUAUUCCCAUAUAUUUAUUGUGAUUUUAAAUGGACUGCAUAAAGAACAAAUCAGACAUCA